This is a messenger RNA of Macrobrachium nipponense, 2613 nucleotides long. RefSeq lists its product as uncharacterized. The record is from RefSeq and is a predicted model, not a curated record. NCBI's taxonomy places the organism in Eukaryota, Metazoa, Arthropoda, Malacostraca, Decapoda, Palaemonidae. The transcript has 2 exons. The coding region runs from base 932 to 1696 and encodes 254 amino acids.
GCAAGAUGCGCUGGGGGACGCUUGGGAUUCUCCCAUCCCCACGCCCGGUCUGACGUAGGACUCGGCAACAGGGUCUGUACGGGGAAGCGGAGGUGAUUCAUAGGAAGUGCCAGUCUGAGUAAUUUCGACAAAACUCACCAGCAAAGGGCCUUCUUGUCGUUGGAAUGACUUCGGAUAUUACGACUGCAUUCUCUUAUCCUGUACAUGGCAUGACUUGUAUCCUGCACACAGCGCUGGCCCAGUCUGUCCAAGCAGGUAUACUAAGCGGUCGCAUUUGACGACACUCGUGGUAUUACAGUGAUUAAUCUGCUUGAUCGAGUUAGAUUUAAACAAGUGAGUGGCAUCGUAUUGUGUGGAUACAAGAUUGUUAUGAUGUACUGUAUUUCUCAAAAAAUAUCUGAAGUGUAAGAUUUGCGAGCCAAAGAGACUUUUAUAAAGAAGGAAGCCUUAUCUAUAUUUCAUGCGGUUUGACCAGUUGGCAUGACAGUUUAACUGUAUAUAUAUAUAAAAAACUCAAGCAUCUUUAUUGUUUAUAAACUUAGUAAGAUUGAAAUAUUUUAUACUAUAAUAAUCUUGAACAAUAAGGAAUUUGCCGGUGUUAUACCCAUCUUCAAAGGAAUAAAGACAAGCUUACAUUUGCUGUAUAUGGAUAACUAUGACACCCUAACUUGUUCUGUAAUUAACGCCAAAACCUCUUUGAAAACUUAUGGCUCUAGAGAAACUUCGGUCUGUAAGAAAAAAUAAAGGCAAAAGAUUUUGGUGACCCUUGUGCCUAAUCUGAAAGCUACUUAAAGUUACUUACAGGUGCAACAGUAACAAAACAAUCACACCUUUAAACAAACAGUUACAAAUCACCGUCAAAGUGGCCUCUUCCAUAAUCAUCCGCAGCCUGGACGAGAUCUCGAUCAGUUCAGAGAUCGACGCCGACAGAAUGAUGGAUGAUAACCUUCAGACCAAGUGCUCCACGGAACACUUGGAAGACGCGAAAAGAAGCAUCUCCGAGAGUCAAGCGUCCUCAAGGUUUUCUUCUGAUACCCCAAAGAAGAAGAAUUGUUUGAGAAGGAGUGUGAGCGUCAUUGCUGCCGUCAGCACAUCUCCCUCGAAGAGAAGUGCUGACCAGCAAAAAUUAAGGACAAGCUUAUCGCCUCUGCUGCCUCUGAUUUCGCCAAUCACGCCACAGUCUGAACCCUCCUCGCCUUGGAGGUCACCCUCAGAUCAUUCAGAUCUGAGGCCCUUUUCUCCCCCAAAGAAGAGGAGCAAAAGUCACAGCAUCAGCUUUCCAUGUAAGCUAAAGCUUCCUUCACCAGUGAGAAUCUGCAGCACUGACCAAGAGGUUGUUGACUUGACUGAGGUUGACAAUGUUCAGGAUCAGCCUCAGGAUUUAUCUUGCACUCGAAGUGCAAAAGCUGGUCGACGAUCUCCUCCUCCAGCAUACCCAAUAGAGUUGCAACUGAAUGUCAGUGCUCUAGGAGGAGCACAAGGUAAAGAAAAUGUCGGCGAAGAAAAGAAUGGUGUCAAAAAGGAUAGAGAAGACUACGUCAAGCACGGUGAAUCAUCGUCAUUUGAACGACUUCCAGUCAUAAACGACAAAAAUAUUCUAGGUAAGAUUUCCUUUAUGUUUUGUUGUGGGGAUAAGGAAAAACAACGUACAUUUUAUUCAUAUGAAAUAUGCUCUUUUCUAUAUAGUACGGACUAAAUAAGCAGAAUGAGCAUUUCGGAUUCUACUCUUUCAGAUCAAUUCCACUUUUACAUUCCCUUGACAAAUCUAAUAGCUGUAACACAUUAAUACUUACUCACUUUAAAUACCAGACGAUUUCAUAAAUCUCAUAUAAAUUCACACACGUAGAAGUACACCCUGUCACUGAUAUAAAUUUAUUGCUCUACAAAACUUGCAAUUUCUUCCAAAGCUCACAAGUUUGUUGGUAAAAAUCUCACAAGAACCUAAUAAAAAAAUUAGAUGUAAAGAAUGAGGGUGGACCAAAACCGUGUAAAACUAGUUACUCAGUAUAGAAAAGUCUAUAGUAUUCUUCUGUAGCAUUUCGUGAUGGCAGAAAUUAAGUUGAGCGAUUCAGUAUUUCACUGUGCAAACUUUUUUUUAACAAUAUCUAUUCAGUGUAACAUUUCGUGAUGGCAGAAAUUAGGUUGAGUAAUUCAACAUUUCACUGUGCAAACAUUUUUUAACAAUACCCUGAAAAAAUGGGCAGACAUUUUAAGAUUUUCUGCGGAGUUGAAAUUGUACAUUGCAUUAUAAAGGAAAUGCAAUCCUUUGGUUGGAUUCAAAGAUGACAUUAACGUGGCCGUAUUCUUCCUUCUUUCUUUCUCUUCAACUCAUAUACAGAAACGGCAACAGCUCUCAUCAUGGACAAAUCAAAAGCUGCAAGCUUAUGAAGCCCUUUGAACCGAAGCAAACAAAGGUAAUACAUUAUUAGCAAGAUAAAAUUGUUCACGAACAUUUCAAAUCAACAUCUGCAAGAUUUCAGUUAUAAUUUACCUCUCGCUAAAGGUUAACCCUAAUUAGGAACACUGCAACAUUAAUCUCUCAAGGAGUUUACCUGACAGCAUAGUGUAGCAAACCUAUAUAACCCUAGGUGAGUAGAGACAAUCCCUGAUGGA